CUCUUAUUCUUAUGGCCUCUUUCUCCAAUUUUGAUGAGAAAGCUUCGUAAAUAAAUUUAUGUGUAAAGACUUUACAAGUAGAAAAAUUGAUUUUCUCAUAUAUAGAUAGCUCCAUCUAGAAGAACAUAAAAUGAUUUAACAUUACUUUUACAUUUAGUUGAGACAAUUACUUUUUUUAAGAAUCUUCAAUCUCAGAAUCCUGAUAUAGUUUUAAGAUGUAUGUCAGUUUUAAGUUACAAGACAGUAAAAAAAGAAGAAGUAAUCAAAAAUUUUAUAAUAUUAAGAUAUUGUUUCAUGUAGGAGAUUCAGGGUCUCUAUUUUACAUAAUUCUUAAAGGAUCUGUUGGAGUUUUUAUUUUAUUACCAAAUCCUGAAGUUUCAAAUAAAUUUGAAUUAAAAGAAGUGAAUGUAUUAAAGGCUGGAAAUAGUUUUGGAGAAUUAGCUUUAUUGAAUGAUAAUGCGAAACGAACAGCAACAAUAAUAGCAAAAGAAGAUUGUAUGUUUGCAGUGAUGGAGAAACAUGAUUUUAAAACAAUAUUGGGAGCUUAAGAAUAAGAAAAAGUUUAGGAUAGGAUAUCGUUUUUAUGUUCUGUAAUAAAAUGAGAGAUAUUAUUAUGAUUAUAGUUCCCAUUUUUAUAAUCGUGGUCAUUUAGAGAAAUAAAGACAAUAAGUUAUCAUUUUGAACCAAUUUAAGUAACAUUAAAUUAGGCAGUGAUCAAAUAGAAUGAUUACUGCUCUAAUUUUUAUAUAGUUAGAGAAGGGUACGAUAUCUAUUAUGUUAUUUAGAAAGUAAUUUCGAAGUAACAUAUGCAUUAAAUGAUUCUCAUAAAUUAAAAGGAAUAUCUACUACUCAUAGUAUGUAAUAUUAAUAAUUUAAUAAUUGAUGUGUAUUAGGACCAGGAGAGUUUUUUGGUGAAGAAGCAUUUUUAAUGGAUGAUGGAAAGACAUUUAUAUUGAAAUUAUUCAAUAUAUUUACAAU
Paramecium sonneborni is the source of this 978-nucleotide messenger RNA. Lineage: Eukaryota; Ciliophora; Oligohymenophorea; Peniculida; Parameciidae. The record is from the annotation of a GenBank genome assembly.